AGCAUCGCGGCAACACGCCCUUUCCAUCCUACAGUCCCCCCAUGGGCCCUGUGAGCGAGCGGAAAGGCUCCAUGAUCUCCAUGCUGUCGACGGACGGCAACACCGAGACUCCUGUGAGCAAGUUCAUGGAUCGCUUGUUGUCCCUGAUGGUCUGCACCCACGAGAAAGUGGGUCUGCAGAUACGGACCAACAUUAAGGACCUCGUCGGCCUGGAGCUGAGCCCUGCCCUCUACCCAACGCUUUUCAACAAAUUAAAGAACAACAUCAGCAAGUUCUUCGACUCGCAAGGGCAGGUCUUGUUAAAUGAUACCAAUACCCAGUUUGUGGAGCAGACCAUCGCGAUCAUGAAGAACCUGCUUGAUAACCACACCGAAGGCAGCUCGGAACACCUUGGGCAAGCCAGGAUUGAGACCAUGAUGCUGAAUCUAGUUAGGAAAGCAAGGGUGUCCGGUUCUAGACCCAACAAUCACACAGAAGCAAGCUGA
Molecule: messenger RNA, 485 nt
Organism: Protobothrops mucrosquamatus (brown spotted pit viper)
Lineage: Eukaryota; Metazoa; Chordata; Lepidosauria; Squamata; Viperidae
Product: neurofibromin-like
Exons: 3
Coding region: 42-485 (147 amino acids)
Source: RefSeq, a predicted model, not a curated record